GCGGCGGCGGCGGACGUGUUGUUUUGGCGGCGGCGCCGGCUGCCGCGGAGCCCGCCGAGUCCCAGCGCCUCACCUGCGCCCGCUGCGGCGGGCCCACCGACCGCCUCGCCACAGGUCACCUCCCCAGGCAGAGGAUUCCCAGGUUUCCAGCACCAGGUCUGUCUGCUGAGCUCUGGACACUCCGCAUCCUCCAAGCUGGCCAACAAGCUGGAUACUUGAUUAUGCGGUGCUUACUGCACGCCUCUUCUUCAGUGUGCACAAGAUUCCCAAGUUCAGCCUGUCUCCAGCUCAAGUUGCCCUUCCUUACCCUCGCCCACACAAGACAGAGCAGCUCAAGUGGCUUAUACCUCCUGUGUUUGCAUUUUGGUGAAAGGUACUUUUUCCUACAAAAAUUACUCAAGGCAGGGCCUGAACAGCAGUCUCUCUUCUCUGUCCUUAACUUUUAUCUUGCGGGAUAGGCAGUCUGUUCACAGGGUUAGAAACCUGAAAGAACCACCAGGCCCCUCACCUGUCUCCUCGCUUUGUCUCAUCUUCCCACCUGAAGAGCAGUCAGCGCAUGGAGCCCUGGGGACACCUCCGCUUCGGCACAGACUCGCAGGAUGCUUAGAGGGUGGCAGUUGACUUGAAAGCAGAAGACCUUUCCUAGGUACAUAAAGGAAAGUCUGUAUUGCAUUUUAGAAGAUUUCUAGCAAACAGCUAAAAUUAGUAAGAAAUUUAUUUUCAAUGACAUAUACUUUUCUGUAAGAUUCACUUCUGUACAAUGCCUCAUUCUGUGAUAAAAUAGAUUUGACACAUGAAGACGUGACAAAUACACAUUUUAAUGCUUUGUAUAUAUAUCACUUGCCUCAGUCUUCCUUGUGAACCUUUUAAAUUUGGGAUGGUAGCUAAGUUUAUGUACUUUAUCAUUCUCCCAAAGAGUAUUUAUUAUACGUGCCAUUGAGCCCGCUGCUGAGGAUACAGCAGUGCAGAAGACACAUCCCACACCCUUGAAAUCGUGCACGUCGCUUCUGAACUAGCAAUAGAAGCGUUGGGUCAGAUUUAUUGGCUGUUCUUCAUUUAGUUCAGGAAUUUUUAUUGAGUAUUGAUGUGACUUGGUCACUGCACUGGCCCUGGAGUGUCUUCACAGGUGAAUAUGCAGUACAACAAAAGGGCUGAUGAAAUGGCUUCCGUGGAAAGUGAGUGCGUGAACAGUUGGAUCAAGACCUACAGCUGUUCACGUUACCUUGUAAACCAUGUCCUGUUCUGUCACAGUUGCACACACUCCUCAGUUUACUGACUGCUUUGGCGUAGUGUCUGGUGUAGGCGUGUGAGAGAUGGUCGUAAACUACUCUGGCCACGUUAGACUUGGGUAUUAUCAGCCCACUGGGUGGAAGUACCUGAAGCAGCUGAUGGUGACAUGUGUUCUUGAUAUGUGGACAUUUUAGACAUAGUUUACUUAGGAUCUUGGGGCCAUGCUCCGUAACUGUUUAAACCGACACUUUCAGAUUUCGUGUAAACAUAUUUUUAAGAUUCACCUGUAGUAAAAGAAAACAGUACUUAUAUCCAUAAGCUGAGAGAAGCCUGAGGGACUGGAACGUUCUGGUAAAUUCCAAGGCUUGCUUCACGCGGCCUUUCCCAAACCUAGAGAGCAGAGAACAAGUCUCCAGUCUUAGGUAUGUCCCACUAGCUAAAGAAUUUUAAGCUUAACAUGGCAAGAUUCAGUAAAUGUUUGACAGUGUCUUUUGUUAAUAUGCUUUGGUAACGUGAUAUAAUAAGGCGCAGAACCAUAAGAAAAUAUUUGUAUCGUAAGUGGAAAUGCAUUCGAUCAGUUUCUCUUAUCUGGUUAUCGGUUACUUAAUCUUUUGCUGAUCUCAUUUUUUCUUCCCUUUUCUUCAUCUACCUUUGCACUAUUUUGUUUCUUGGCGUUAUACCCCAGGGUGUUCACGGAAAGAAAGAAUUAAACCUAUUCUUGUCUGCUUUUCACCUGUUACCAUCUCUGAAUUCUUCUAAAGUUACUUGUAAAUCUUCCCAAAGAUGCCUACUUUAUUCAACUAGAGUUAGUAAUAAAAUAUCAUUGUAACUUGUUUAAAGGUGUUUUUACAUAUACAGUUGGUCCUCUGUAUCCACGGGUUCUGCAUCUAUGGAUUCAUCCACCGUGCAUCAAGAUAUUGGGGGGGAAAAGUCCAGCAAGUCCCUAAAAGCAGAACUUGAAUUUGUCACGUGCCGGCAACUAUAUACAUAGCAUUUACUCUGUAUUUCCUAUAUGUAGCAUUUAUGUAUUGGGUAUUACAAGUAGUCAAGAUGAUUAGGGGAGGAUGUACAGAUGUGCAGGGUGCAUGCGGUUACUACCAUUUAUAUGAGGGACUUGAGUUGCACAGAUUUUGGUAUUUGCAGGGGGUGGUCCUGGAACCAACGCCCCCCCCCCCCCACCGCCCCAAUACUGAAGGGUGACUUUUAAUUCUCACUGAGAAACUUUAUGCUAAUUUCAUGGAAACCGAAUAACUGAUUCACCUACUCCCUCUUGUGGUAAAUAUUUAGUUUUAUCCCGAUGCUUUUAUUUGUAGUUAUUAACUCUUGAUUAUCAUUUUAGCAAGGAGAGCACAGAUUUGAAUAGUCCAAAGAGAUUUAAAAAAUCAUUUAGAUGGGCAUGGCAAUAAUUAGGAGGGUGUAGCUAGGGUGCUCAACCCAAGCUGCCUUGUUAGGGUCACCUGCAGAGCCUGGGCCUCACCCUGAGAGAUUCCCUCCCCCUGUUUACAGUUUAAAUCAAAUUAAAUUUAAUCGACUUUGAAAUUUGAUUUUAAAAUUCACAGGUUAUUCUAACAUGGAGUCAGGGUAGAGAACCACCUAUAAGCUGCAGUUUUGCUUCUACAGUUAAUCAGUUCUGUAUUCAAGGGGAGAGCAUGUUAUAAUUUCUAAUGAUUUGUACCCAUCUUGUACUUUAUGGUGUGUGAAAGACUUUUACAUAAUUUACAUGAUUUUCCCACAGACCCAUUCCAUACAGUAGGAAAGACCUCACAUGGUAAGUGACUGGUCUGAUGAUCCAGCUGUAGCAGGAGCCAGGAUUGGAAAUGAAGGCACUGGCCUUAAUCCACCCGGUUUCUCAGCACCCUGCAGUGCUUCGGUCUCACACGGACUGCGCCUUGUUCAUCUUCAGAGCUCCUCUGGUUAUGUGCUGUGCACUGUGAGGUGCUUUUUGCUUGUGGCUGUUCCACGGAUUAGUUCUCCGCACAGCACGGAGGACACCGGGCGUCCUGGGCGCUGUGCAGCUCUCAGGUGCCCGGGCCUGCACACCACGCUCAGUGCUUCAGAGGGGGCGUGGGGGUGCUGGGUGUCACACAGGGCCAGCAGCCAUGUAGGUAAGAAGUAGAGGUGUUGAUAGACACUUGAUACCUAGACCUAAUAAUCAGCGACCUUUAUGUAUAAGCUCUCAUUAUUGACUAACUGGAAGAUGAUAAAUAAGCUGGUUUAGGUCCAAAUACUACAAAAGAAAAACAGUCUUUAGAUUUUUUUGUUAUAUAGGAAUUUUGUUAUAUUAUUGCUCUUAAUAAAUGGACUUUUGCCAGCCUUAAAAAUAAUUUCUAAUAUAGGAUACCUAUGUUUUUCUAAUACCUGUAUUUGUCUUAAUAAACUUUGACUUCUGUGUAAGUUUCUGUUUUCUCUUUAGUAUUUAGCAAUUAAAGAUAGUGGUCAACUGUCAGUACUUUGGUUUUUUAAGAAUUUAUAUGACAAAAGUUAAGCUUUUAUUAUUUCAUAGAAAAAUCUCUUCACAUUGGCACAUACAAAAUAACACUGGCAUCUGUUCAGCACAGUCAAAUUAACAUUUCAUCUGUUAGAUGGUGAUAGGGAGUCUUAAGCUCUCGUCUUUUGGAUGCCAUUUCAGUUUUCUCCAGCAACAGUUUAUACCUUUCUAUUAGAAUUAUUGUACAUUACUUAUUUAUUUGAAAAUCUUGUACUUUUUUUUUAAAUCUCUUUGACUAAGCUCAUUAUUUUUUGAUCGAAAAAGUUAUACAUGCAUGUGUUAAGACACACUUCAGACAAUAGAGUGUAAUGGUGAGAAUGCCUCCUUCCCACCCCAGGCAUCUUAGUCCCCUUCCCUAGAAGCAGCUGUGUAUGCUUUUUUAGUUUUCUGUGUUUUAUUCUUCCAUUCUAUUUAAUAACAGGUGUCAAAUGAGUUGUAAUAAAGAGCAUCGCGCUGCAAUUUUAUCAUAUGCUUGAUGUGUUCUAGUUGUAUAUCACAUUCUAAAUAAAUGAGAUACUGGUGACAUUGCCAUUUAAGUUCUGCCUUCUAUUAAUGCAUUCUUUUCAAUUUAUUUUUUUCAACAUGUUAAUUACUGUUCAGUUUAUUAGUGAUAAUUAAAGAUAUAUCUCCAUGAUAUUUUAAAAUUAAGCAGUUCCACCUGUUAAAAAAUCAUGAAUGGUGUUUGUACUAGAAAUUAAUGAUAGUAUAUCGUACAUGUGUGUUUAUGAUACUAUCAAACAAAUCCAUUGUAUGUUAAUGAAAUUGUCUUUAUUUUGUGUCAGGGUGAUGUGAAAAACAACGUUAAGAAAUUUUCUUAACAAACUUUGAACCUUAUUUCCAAAAGGUGCCACUUUGCUUUUAGAUAUUGUAUAAGCAGAAAGCAAGAAAAGGAAAAUGAGACCAGUGGUGUCUUAAGUGACAAACAGCCUACGUAGUCCCUUUUGACUUAGAGCUCUUAAGUUCAGACGCCCUCUGUUACUAAGGCAGUCUGAAAUAUUGAGCAGAAGCCUUGAUUUCUACAUUCUCUACUUGCCGCCUUUAUUAUAGUGUUUAUCCGUUCGGUCCUAUUGGAAGCUUCAGCCCCAGCAAUAGUGACCUUUUUUUAUUGACCUCUCAUCCAUAUAGCCCUCAUUUUGUUUUCCAGAUGGUUGAUGAGUAUAACUAGAUUCCUAAAAUGAAAAAAGUCUCCGUUAUGUUUUACGUUCAGUGGAUUACCUUAAAAGGGUAGAAGGAAAAUUAGAUUCAUUUCCUAGAGCAAUAUUUUCCUUACUAUGUAUAUAAUGUUAAGUAACUGUAGUGUAAUUUGAGUUUUUUUAAAUGAGGAAAACUUUACUCAGUGUUUCCUAGCCUUUUUUGUUUCCUUACGGAAAUUCAAGUUUUCAGAAUAGUCAGAUUCAAUACUAAAUUAAAAAGUGACGUUACUACGUGUACUUCUCUAAGUUUAUUUUUUUUGUGCCAUUUUCGUUUAUUUUUUGAAAAAGGAAAUUCUAGUUUUUGGCAGUUUGUCUUUGGUGAUAUUAAGGAAUUACAAGAGAUCUUAAAAGAUAUUGGAUGGGUGUCCCAGUUAGCAGAUGAAGACUAAUGGUUUGACAGUAAGGAAACAAAAAAUGAGAAGCAAAACAUUUAAGAUUUCAUUGAUCAGAAUAACUUAUUUAAAAAAGUAUAAAGCAUUUCAAAGGAAGGUAAUGCUGUAAGUGUUGUGGUCAGAUGGACCUUUUUAUCUAAUCUUUUUUUAAUCUGAAUACAUUUUCCAAAUAGAAUCAGUUUUUUUAAAAAUUAAUCAAAUGCAAUAGAAAUAUAGUAGGUUUAUCUGCUUUUGACCUGAAGAUAGUAUCUGAACAUUUUGGUUUAAUUUUUAUAGUUAGGUAAUUCCUAGAUUACAAACCAGUAUUUUCAUGUGCCCCCCUGUACAUUCAAAAAUGUUAAUUGAGGACUGAUUUUUUUGUUAUUUUAAAGUUCUUAGAGGUCGGUAGAACUCCAGUAUAUGUUGUAUUUUUAAUGGCAUUCAGAAGGGGGCACAUCCAGUUAAGUAGUUCCUAAGAUACAUACCAGAUACAGAAAAUAACACACACACACACUUUUUCCUGAGAGACCAAUCUCAAAGUAAGACAGGAAUAUAACAAAAACGUAGAAUGGAAAACCUGAUUGGCUCAGUCUCAGAAGUUUGGGACGAAUGAGAUGACUAGCUCAGAACAGUGUGUUACUGUCCUGGGGUCGUGGGGCAGGCACAAGGCACAGUAGCCUUAGGAAAUGGGAAUCCUGUUGGUCACAUUCUCGGCCAGUAGCAGGGUGGGGGAAGGAGCAGUCCCUAGAUCGUUGCCCUGUACCUCGUUCCUGGACUGUCACUCAUCCUUGGCUGUGUGCAAAAAGAAAUGCCAAGUAAGCGGUGUAAAGUGGGCGGGAACAGGAGAGUCAAACCAGCUCCGCCCGGCGCCACACUCCCCUGGACAGUGGGAGCUCCAGAGGCAGAGGGUGUGGUCUCAGCCCUGGAAGUAGCAUUCACUGGGUCGGGGGGUGCUGUGCGAGGCUUCUGUCAUACCUGUGUCAGCCCGUGGAUGCAGACGUUUGAGAAUUACCAAAUUCUUAACAAAUGGUAAAGGAGAAGCUAAGGGUAAUUAACUUAAACUUCAUAUAGAAAUAUGAUUAUCUCUUUGGCAGUAUUGUCCUGACAGAUAAGCUACACCCUGGAGAGAACUCUUUGUGACUUAGUUUUUUUUAAAGCGGUGUAAAUAGGUUUCCAUAUAGCUUUUAAAUCUGUGGCUAGCAGAGACAUAUUUCAAGCCCUCUUUAAAUGCUCCUGUGAUAGAUAAAUGAGCAGAAAUUAAAAGAGCUCUAUAAAGACAUUCUUAAUAUUUUUUAUAAAUGCUGCUGCUACAAUUGCAGGUCCUUUUGGAAUAAAUCAUGGGAUUGAGCUUCAUUCAGAUGUGGUGGAGUAUGCCAAGGAAAAGCUGGAGAGCUUCAUCAAAAAUAGUGAUAGCUUUGAUAAAUUCGAGUUCUGUGAGCCUGCAUUUGUGGUUGGUAAUUGUCUGCAGAUAGCGUCAGACAGCCACCAGUAUGACCGGGUCUACUGCGGGGCUGGAGUCCAGAAGGACCACGAACACUACAUGAAGAUACUGCUGAAAGUCGGGGGCAUCCUUGUCAUGCCUGUAGAAGACCAGUUAACACAAAUUAUGCGAACUGGACAAAACACUUGGGAAAGUAAAAACAUCCUUGCUGUGUCAUUUGCCCCACUGGUGCAGCCGAGCAAGAAUGACAGUGGCAAACCGGACUCUGUGGGCCUCCCCCCCUGUGCUGUCAGGAAUCUGCAGGACUUGGCUCGUAUUUACAUUCGCCGCACACUUAGAAAUUUCAUCAAUGAUGAGAUGCAGGCCAAGGGCGUUCCUCAGAGGGCUCCGCCCAAAAGGAAAAGGAAGAGGGUCAAGCAGAGGAUUAACACUUACGUCUUUGUGGGGAAUCAGCUCAUCCCUCAGCCUCUGGACAGCGAGGAGGAGGAGAAGAUGGAAGAGGAUAACGCGGGGGAGGAGACGGGCCGCGGCGCUGCCCGCGAGCAGGAGACGCCGCCCCAGAACUUGCUGAGGGAGAAGAUCAUGAGGCUCCCCCUGCCCGAGGCUCUAAAAGCGUACUUGACGUACUUUAGGGAGAAGUAACUUAGAGCAAGAAGGAAGAACGCCUACUGAUAACUCCUUUAGUCUUGAAAAUGUAGCAUUGUUAGACGUUAAAAGAGAAUUCUUUCUUUCAUCAGAGUGAAUUUUUAGUGGAAAAAGUAUAACUUGUUUCUGUCUUGGUAAUAAAAAUGAUGUAUUCUGUGAUUAAAAAGAAUCCCUUUUAUAAAAUAUAUUUUUCUUUAAAUCUUGUUAAAAUUGCUGUUUUAACUUGGAGCGACUUCAAGAGUGGAAUGUAACAGUAGUCAAGACUGGGUCCUUCAGACCCUCAUCUGGUUCCUUACAGACUAGUAGUGGUGAGGGUUAGAUUUAAUCUUCCAUAAGGGGAAAUAAUCAGGAAGCAUAUAUGUAGUCUGAUUCCAAUUGCAGCCAUUUGCAUUUCCUCCAUGAAACCUUUAUCUAACAAGGAAAUCAGAAGCUUUGUGUGUUGCAGUCACUAUUGCUGAGUUGCUGUAGGUCUGUUCCGGGCAAUGUAUGAGUGCAAUAACGAUGCAGAUACGGAGUAACGUAGCUUUAAAAAGCCUCCUUUCAGGGAGUUCAACAGCACUGCUACUCUUGCUCUUGAAUCUGUUGCCAAGACAUGGGGAAAACAUCUGCUUCUCUCAUAGAGAUUUUAGGAGCAUGUCAAGUGAAUAUUAAAGUAAAACGUAUAUACUUAAUACAACUCUUAGUUUGGGUGGACCCUUUACAUUUUCAGUAUUUAAAAAUGAUGAGGUUAUCUUACUCUGAAGUUUUAGAAGAUAGUAUAUUUAGGACGGUUUUCCCUGUAGUCCACUGUAUAAAGUAUUUGCUUUAAGAGAGUCUGUUGUUCUACGCGACUGUUGAUGGCUCAUCGGUGAAUCGGCCUGAGUGGGCUGGUCACAGGUGCACUUUAGCAAAGGAAACUCCUGGUUCAUUGGCAGGUUCAUCCUUGACAAGCAGGCUGCGCCAGCCUGCGUUUGCUUUGAAAUUCAUCUUUGUAGCAUAGGAAGUAGUCACAGAAAUUAUAUGUAGGUGACCUUUUCUUUGAAGAUUCGGAAUCAUAGUGUCAUCUUUGGGACCUACACCGGGCUCAUUUAAUUUCUUCCCAUGUUUUUAUUUCGUUCUUGUUUCUUGUGGUAAAGUGACAGUGAUUUUCUUUUUUUGAUUAAUACCCCAUACUACUGUAUUCAUUAUUUGAAUGUCAGUAGUGAGACAGGUGGUCAAUGCCGUUAUUAGUGUUUCUUUUCUUCCUACUGGGGCAUGAAGAGUCAUGCCUUGUUUAAGAAUAUACAGUGUAGCAUAUUUACUAUCUAGUGUUCCGUGGAUUAUAUAUUUUUUAGAAGGGAAAAUUUGAGAGUAUCACUUAUCACCACCAGCAUCACUGUUACAACUGGUGAACAAGUAUGCUUGAGGAAACGCAAUCGAUGUGUAGUGGAAGGAUUAUUAUGUCUCUGCAAAGAUUCAACCGUUAGAUGAAUGGUUUAAAAAAAAUCUCAGCUCUGGUAAUUCCACACAUGUAAAAACAACUGUUUGAAAUAGUCUAAGCAUGAAUCAUCCCAGGUAAAUCAGGAUAUUUUAGUAAUGUGAAAGAUAAUUUCGUGGAAGCUGUUCGUUUUUUACCAUUGACUGGGCUUGGGGGUAUCUCCACAAUUUUUCUUAGGCGAUUACUAAGCUGUUAUUGUUAAGAAAUGCCCCAUUCAUUUCUAGCAAGGAAAAAAAAAUAGUUUCAUGCUAUUGUCACGUUAGAAAUGUUCCUUUUAUUUUGAAAUCAGUGUCCAUUUUAGAAGUUUAAUUUGGGGCUCCUGGUGCCCACAUAUUUUUUAUCUAGCCGCCCCCCCACCAGCUUUGUUGUUUUCGGGGCAAGUGUUCAGAUAACGUCAACACGACGUUUUCUUAAAUCGUGGUGUUAACUAUUCAUGAGGGACGUUUUUGUUAAGGAUAUAUUUGAAGAUGGAGUUUUUCAUAGCAGCUUUUAUUCUGUUGGCUUUGGCAAAAUGUACAGUAGCUUUUCAUAAUCAUUGCCUAUUUUUUGUCAUUGAAAUGUAUCUUUUGUGUUUUUAAAUGCAUUUAUUUCACAGUUGUGACUUUACUAUUGACUUCAAAUAAAGAAGUAGAAAUAAAGAAUGAAAUUUUAAGCAAAAGCCCUUUUAUCUAUUAAUGGGAAUAUAUUAGAAUGAUUAAGAAUAUUUUGGGUGUUUAUUUUUUAAUGAAUCAUGUUAUAUUUGAGUGUGGAUAAUUGUGCUUUAUAGGUGGAGAGGUAGCAAAUAAAGAUGAAGUAAU
Messenger RNA from Globicephala melas (long-finned pilot whale), 9621 nucleotides. It is a transcript of the gene PCMTD1, whose product is annotated as protein-L-isoaspartate (D-aspartate) O-methyltransferase domain containing 1. The record is from RefSeq and is a predicted model, not a curated record. Gene Ontology annotation, biological process: protein modification process. Gene Ontology annotation, molecular function: protein-L-isoaspartate (D-aspartate) O-methyltransferase activity. NCBI's taxonomy places the organism in Eukaryota, Metazoa, Chordata, Mammalia, Artiodactyla, Delphinidae. Gene Ontology annotation, cellular component: cytoplasm.